GUGGUGCGGCCGGCAGGCAGCGAUGGCGGCCGUACGGGGCCUGCGGGUGUCGGUGAAGGCGGAGGCCCCGGCGGGGCCUGCCCUGGGUCUCCCGUCACCUGAGGCAGAAUCUGGUUUGGACCGUGGCGAGCCGGAGCCUAUGGAGGUGGAGGAGGGCGAGCUGGAGAUCGUACCGGUGCGGCGCUCGUUGAAGGAACUGAUCCCGGACACAAGCAGAAGAUAUGAAAACAAAGCUGGCAGCUUCAUCACUGGAAUUGAUGUCACCUCCAAGGAAGCAAUUGAAAAGAAAGAACAGCGAGCCAAGCGCUUUCAUUUUCGAUCAGAAGUAAAUCUUGCCCAGAGAAAUGUAGCCUUGGACCGAGACAUGAUGAAGAAAGCAAUCCCUAAAGUAAGACUGGAGACAAUCUACAUUUGUGGAGUAGAUGAGAUGAGUACCCAGGAUAUCUUUUCCUAUUUUAAAGAGUAUCCUCCAGCUCACAUCGAAUGGUUGGAUGAUACUUCCUGUAAUGUGGUUUGGUUGGAUGAAAUGACAGCCACACGAGCCCUUAUCAACAUGAGCUCUCUGCCUGCCCAGGAUAAGAUAAGAAGCAGGGAUGCCAAUGAGGACAAGUCAUCUGAGAAAAGUAAAAAAGACAAGCAGGAAGACAGUUCAGAUGAUGAUGAAGCUGAGGAAGGAGAAGUUGAAGAUGAGACCUCAAGUGAUGUAGAGUUGGACACAUUGUCUCAGGUAGAAGAGGAGUCUUUGUUAAGAAACGAUCUUCGUCCAGCUAACAAACUUGCUAAAGGAAAUAGGUUAUUCAUGAGAUUUGCAACAAAAGAUGACAAAAAGGAACUUGGAGCAGCCAGAAGAAGUCAGUACUACAUGAAGUACGGGAAUCCAAAUUAUGGAGGCAUGAAAGGAAUUCUUAGCAAUUCAUGGAAGCGAAGAUAUCAUUCCCGUCGCAUUCAGCGGGAUGUGAUCAAGAAGAGAGCCCUGAUUGGGGAUGACGUUGGCUUGACGUCGUAUAAACACCGACAUUCCGGACUAGUGAAUGUUCCUGAGGAACCCAUUGAAGAGGAGGAAGAGGAGGAGGAGGAGGAGGAGGAGGAGGAGGAAGACCAAGACAUGGAUGCAGAUGACAGGGUGGUGGUGGAGUACCAUGAGGAGCUCCCAACUCUCAAGCAGUCUCGGGAGCGGAGCGCAUCUAGGCGUUCCAGCGCCAGCAGCUCAGACUCAGAUGAAAUGGACUAUGAUCUAGAACUGAAAAUGAUUUCCACUCCUUCACCAAAGAAAAGCAUGAAAAUGACGAUGUAUGCUGAUGAAGUGGAAUCUCAGUUGAAAAAUAUUAGGAACUCCAUGAGGGCAGAUAGUCUAUCCUCAAGCAAUAUCAAAAACCGAAUUGGUAACAAAUUACCACCGGAGAAAUUUGCAGAUGUCCGACAUUUAUUAGAUGAAAAACGUCAGCACUCACGUCCACGGCCACCAGUCAGCAGUACUAAAUCAGAUAUACGCCAGAGGUUAGGAAAAAGACCAUAUUCUCCAGAAAAGACUUUUAGCAGUAACCCUGUUAUUCGGAGAGAGCCUUCUUCUGAUGUACAUAGUAGGUUAGGCGUUCCCAGGCAAGAUAUUAAAGGCCUCUACUCUGAUACCCGGGAGAAGAAAUCAGGUAGUUUAUGGACUCGCUUAGGAUCUGCACCCAAGACCAAAGAGAAGAAUAUGAAGAAAGUGGAUCACAGGGCACCUGGCACUGAAGAAGAUGACUCUGAGCUGCAAAGGGCGUGGGGGGCUCUGAUUAAGGAGAAAGAGCAGUCUCGCCAAAAGAAGAGCCGGUUAGAUAACUUACCAUCUCUCCAGAUUGAAGUUAGUAGGGAAAGCAGCUCUGGUUCAGAGGCAGAGUCCUGAUGCCCUGGGGCCUAUGGCAGCUGCCCUAAAGCCUGGCAUUCUUGCACAGGGUGGGGUGCACAGUAGGAACCUCCCCUGCAGGAGUUGGCGCCCUCUCACUCCUACUCAUCCAAUCACCCUCAGCUCUUGCUGCUUCAGCAAGACAUCUUAGGAAUGUGAGGAGUUUUGAAGGGCAUCUCUCUAUCUUUUGCUACAGAGUUAUAGUUCUGGGCCCUCAAUUAUUUUCCCACCCCACAAGCUUUACCCUUUGAGAAAAAGGCCACCCUCCAGAUUUUGUAGACGUUUUCUUAAUAUUUUUAACAUUGUGUCUUUUAAAAAGAAAUGUUUUACACAGUUCAUCCAAAGAGCAGAGAACUGAACUUCUCACUAUUGCCUUGGCCCUGACAGCUGUUACCAGCACCCUUUUCCCAAGAAAAGUCAAUUCCCAGGUGCUUAUUGGACAGCCUUCGAGGGGGAAGAUGAGGGAAGCGGCCAGCUCACACUUCCGGGACCCUAGUAUGGGGGCGAAUCUCAUGGACCUGACCUCAGAGGUGCACCAGUGCCGCCCAGGUAGAUAAGAGAUGCAGCAUUGAUUGUGCUUCCGUUCUUCCCUCGGGAAUUUCUAAUGUUAGGGGCCUCUUAUUAGUUGAUCAACUUGAUGUGAAGAUCAAGUUCAGUUUUGUGGGAUUUUUAGGAACAAAAAAACUGUGACUUCUGGAUUUGGGAUUGAUUUUUGUGCUAGGGGUGGGGUCAUGGUUAAUGUUGAACAAUUUUUAAGUGUGUGUUAUGUUUAAAGAUAUUAAUGAUUUCAAAGUUUAAAUUUUUAAUUUUUAUAUGUGGAAAUUCUUCCUGUUGGCUACAGGGGAAGCUCAAGUGGUGUCUUCUUUUGUGCUGUUAAAUAUAUAUUAUAUACUUUGGAA
Carlito syrichta (Philippine tarsier) is the source of this 2781-nucleotide messenger RNA. It is a transcript of the gene NCBP3, whose product is annotated as nuclear cap binding subunit 3. Gene Ontology annotation, molecular function: RNA 7-methylguanosine cap binding; mRNA binding. Bases 23 to 1882 code for a protein of 619 amino acids. The transcript has 13 exons. NCBI's taxonomy places the organism in Eukaryota, Metazoa, Chordata, Mammalia, Primates, Tarsiidae. Gene Ontology annotation, cellular component: nucleus; cytosol. The record is from RefSeq and is a predicted model, not a curated record.